GGAGGUUAAAGGGUAAGGGUCAAGGCUGUGACCCUGUCGUGUGGACAAAGAUUACUUCACCAACGAUUCUCUGUAAUUAACCAUGGCAGAAGGCGAUGUCGAGCAAACUUUUUGGGAGUGGUUUGUGGCAUACAGGAGUCCAUCUGACAUUAAGAAACAUCACCCCGAUUUCUUGACAAUGGAGCUUUGCUGCUUUGCUUGCACAUUUCUGACAUUCCUACAUGCCCAGCGUGUGGGUGGUAGGUUCAAGUAUCUUUGGGUCGGGGUGAUACUGCAUGGCCUGUUUGUUGAGAUGGUAAGUUACUGGAUGCCGGACAUUGACAGCUUCUGGCACGCUCAGGGAAUCUUCACUUUCCUCGGAAAGCGCCUACCUCUCUACAUUGUCUGCAUUUAUGCAGUAUUCAUUUACACAGCUAGUGUGGUAGUUGCCCAUUCAGGCAUGAAGUGGUGGGCCCUGCCACCAGCAGUUGGCUUGACCGUGGUGAUGCUGGACUUGCCGUAUGACAUCCUCGGCAUCAAAAACCUGUUCUGGACUUGGCAUGACACUGACCCUAACAUCUAUGAUCGUCACUACUGGGUGCCGUGGACCAGCUACUACUUCCAUGCUACCUUCGCUUGUGGCUUCACUGCUGUGUUCCAUCUCAGUCACAAAAUCUUUGCCCCGGACAAGGAGACCUAUCAGUAUGCUGGUGUAUGUCGGGAGACACUUUGCAUGUUGUUGGCAGCCAUGUUUGGGUUCCCUCUGGGUGUUAUACAGUUUGUGUUUAUCUACCAUCCCCUGCAUGACACGUACGGUAUACACACGGAGGUGUGCGUCAUGCUGCUCGUCGUUGUGUUCGGCCUGAUUGUGUGGAUGGGAGACAGGAAUGGUCACAGGGCAGAGACAUUCAAGAGAAGAUGGUUCUUGGAUGAGAUAAUGACUGAGGUGAUUCUACAUUACACCUUCUUCCUCUACCUGGUGUUCACAUCAAAGCCGGAAAACAAUGUGGUUACCGGCCUACAUGAACCUGUGGGGCCAUGUAAUGAGACGAAUGCUGUGCAGACUCCAUUUGGAGCGAUUCUAUCCAAGAAGAAGUACCUGUGUUUGGAGAACUAUGAUGAGGCCGUGUUUGACUUCCAUUGUGUGGAUGAGAAACCAGCCCCAGGCUCCCACUGGUACACAAUCUGCGGCACCCCAUAUCAAAACCACAUGGAGUAUAUCGUGGUCGUGUGUGCAGUGUGUCUCCUCGGCCUCGUGUGGUGCCUGACCAACCUGCGUUCCACGGGGCUCCCAGGGCACAAACACCACAGGGGACCUCACAUCAAACAUGACUGAGGAAGGAGAUGGCUCUAUAUGCAAUAGUUCCCAUUAUGUCAUGUUAACAGCAUUGCAGUGCUUUGUUAAAAUGGAACGAUUUCUAUGUAAUGUGUGCUAGGAAGAUUGAAUGGCGGUUGCCCUAGUAUAACAGUGUGAGUGAUAGUGUGUUAGGAUUAAUACUUGAAGUAAACAAUAAUGUGCUCAAAGAGUUUUCCUACCUUUUUUUUGUACUCAUUUAUUUGUAUUUUUAUUGUGUAUUUAAACUAGUCAUUGAAUGGUCUUUGAAUUAAUGUUUGAGUGACUAUUAAUGAAAUAAUGAAAACAGCCAUCAAUCCUUUAUUUUUUAUUAUGAUGCUGAUUGUUUACAGAAGAAAAAAUAGAGAAAGAAAAUCAGUGAUACUUUUUUUAUGAUAUAUUUGAGUGUUUUACAACAUAGGAAAUAAAGCACAUUUUUAUAUUCAAGUAUUAUCCACUUUGAUAGUUGCCAUUUGUGAGUUAUUUUAUGUCCUUUUUACAAGAUGAAUGUUAUAAGACACAUGGUUUGUAGGUUACAUGAUAUGGGAUAUAUUGGGCAAAGGAAACAAUAUCGGGUAAGAGCGAAGCCUGAAUCAGAAUAUGGUUUCCAGCACCUCGUAUAUCCCAUAUCGGGUCACCUACUAACCCCGUAACGUAUCACAUCAACAAGGUAUUGACAUGUUUAAAUGUUUCAUUUAUUCAUCGGAAUAUUCUUCAGAAUCGGAAUAUAUAGACGCCAUUUUGGUACGAUAUAGAUUUGGUGACCCAAUAUAAAAAAAUAUGGGGUCACCACGGGACCAGUUCUAGACCAAUGGCAAUGCAUCAUUUAGGUUGGAGGCGUGAUGUAAAUAAACAUGUGUGCUAUCAAAUGUUAAUAAGGCCAUAACAAAUGGGGGUAACAUUUGUUUAUCAUGGACAUAUUUUUCACCAUAAUUCUCAAGUAAAAACUGUCAAUCAAAAUGAUCAUCAUGUUUUGACACAUAUUAAUGCUCAAAAAUGCUUUUUUGUAAUGCAAUGUUGAUUCAAAUGACAUUUGUUGAUUUUGGGAAGACACUAAAAACUAUAAAUUGCCUGCCAAUAUUCUUUAUAUUUGCUUAGAACUAUAUGUGAAAAGGAGAAUAAAGCUUGAAUAUAUUAUAUAACUCCUUUUUUCACUUACUGGCACUGUUUUCAUCUUUAUUUUAAUCAGUGCUUCCAAUGUUCAAAAAAUGAAAUUGGUGUGGCUCAUUCCACUGAUCUCCACUUAGCUUAGGAGUGUAAUGAAUGUUUCAAAUUGAUUUUAUAACUGUUAAAUUUGUGUGCAUGUAUAAUUUUAUUUAUGUAAGCACUUUUUACGUCAAACCAGUGUCAUUUUCUAUUAUCAAAUAUUUAUUAAUAGGCUUUCUGUGACAUUACUUUUUAAUGCAAUGAAAAAAAAUUUUUUUUUUUUUUAAAUGUAUUAAUUUGUAUGUAGCUUUUUAUGUCAACUAUGUGCCAAAUCAAUUAAAUAGGAGUAUAAAUGUAAUUGUUUGGAGGGAAUGGCUUUAAUCCGGAAUUCAAUCUUUACUGUAUGGGUUUUUCCAGGAUUCCCACAAGCGUGAGGGGAACGAACAAAACUAUGCUCUACUGUUCAUGGAGAAAAUAAAAAACAUCUGUUCAAAAGUUUGGAAUGUAAUCAUGCUGAAUUUGAACAAUUCAUGGAGUAAAAUCAAAAAAGAUUUUGUGUUAAACUUCCAUUGUUUAUUGCAUUGAGGGGUGAGAGUGGUCUAGGGGUGAGAGUGGUCUAGUGGUACAGGUGUCCGCCUCUCAUCCAAGAGGUUGUGGGUUCGAUCCCCACUAGGGGUACUUUCUCAUGGCCUCUCAAAAAGGACACAGUACUGGUUUCUGCCCAGGAAACGGACUCGGGAGUGAUCUUAUAAGCUAUCAGCUUUCGUCUCAAUCGAGCUAAAAUAAAUUAGUAUAAACCAAACUUGCAUUGAAUUGAUAAUAUAAGAAAACUGCAAACCUCCUCUCCCCAAACCUCCUGAGCAUGGACAACCCAUGGGAUCCCAUUGUAUUGAUAAUUCCGGUUUAAAUCCCUUAUAAGUACAGUCUGUUAUAAACAAGACUAGCUAGUUUAGGGUUCCUCAAAACAAUUCGUUAUAAAUAUUGUUUAUUCUAAAUUACUAAUUUAUUUAUAAUAGAUAUUAAAGUUAAGAAUAAUAAAGGUAUUAUUAUAAUGGUAUGCUAGCUAUGGUGAUAUGUAUAUACAGAGCCAGUUUGUAUGAUAUGUCUAAUAAAUAGGUGGAAGUUACA
This is a messenger RNA of Mya arenaria, 3586 nucleotides long. RefSeq lists its product as uncharacterized. Bases 83 to 1315 code for a protein of 410 amino acids. NCBI's taxonomy places the organism in Eukaryota, Metazoa, Mollusca, Bivalvia, Myida, Myidae. The record is from RefSeq and is a predicted model, not a curated record. The transcript is spliced from 8 exons.